CCCUGCACAAAACCCUCGUUGGUUCUAACUUGGAAACGAACCACACAGACACACCCACUCUAUCUAUCUCUUUUUCUGCUGCUAUGCAUACAAAGCUGUUAACCCAAAUUCGUCUUCUUCAUCCCCUUCUUCCCAUGAAGCCUCGCACUCUUCCUCUUCUCUCGCGUGCCUUCUUCUUCCCUCCCUCCAAGUUUCUCCGAAGCGCACCUUUUAAAGCUCGCGCCUUUUCCUCCCGGGCCCACGCUCACGCCCGCGACAAGCUUCCGGUUCGCCCCUCCAAGAGCCUCGUAGACGACGAGGCUGACCUCAGCGACUGGGUCGAUGAUUUGCGGACCGGCAAGGUCGACCGCUUCUCCCAGCGGUCCAGCAGCGACCACGAUGAAGACCGAAAAUUCCGGCCGCCGCCGAGGAACAACAAUAGGGCUUCCACCAAUUUGGGGAAGAGGAGGGGCGAGGGUUUGCGGAUGGGAAGGCAGAAUGCGAACGCAAGGAGAAAGAUUCAACCAAGGAGUGACGACGAUGAGGAAGUGGUGGAGAGUGGAAGGAAGUUCAAAGGUGGUGGCGUUGGAGCGUUUCUCAGCGAAGAUGAAAGUGAAGAUGAAGAGAGUGAUGGGAGUGAGGAGGAGGAGAUAUUGAACAAGAGUAGAACCGCUUUGUUUGGUCAACAAAACGGUCUGAACCGGAGGACGGUUGAACCGACUCCUAGACCAUCUUCUACUGGGGGUUCUGAUUCUUAUCUGAGUGAAUCAAGAUUUGACCAAUGUUCCGUCUCCCAGCUGUCACUUAAAGGAGUAAAGGAUGCUGGAUAUGAGAAAAUGACAGUUGUGCAAGAGGCUACUCUUCCAGUAAUUCUCAAAGGUAAGGAUGUCCUUGCCAAGGCCAGGACAGGCACAGAAAAAACAGUAGCAUUUUUGCUUCCAUCAAUUGAAGUUGUGGUGAAGUCACCUCCAAGUGAUCGUGACCACAGGCGGCCACCAAUUUUUGUUCUUGUCAUAUGCCCGACUCGAGAACUUGCAAGUCAGGCUGCCACAGAGGCCAAUAAACUGCUGAAGUAUCAUCCUACCAUUGGUGUUCAAGUUGUGAUUGGAGGCACAAGACUUGCUUUAGAACAGAAACGAAUGCAAGCAAACCCUUGCCAGAUCCUUGUUGCUACUCCUGGAAGGCUUAGAGAUCAUAUUGAAAAUACUGCUGGUUUUUCAACUAGGCUGAUGGGUGUGAAGGUUUUGGUGCUUGAUGAAGCUGAUCAUUUACUUGACAUGGGAUUUCGCAAAGACAUUGAGAGGGUAAUUGCUGCAGUCCCCAAACAACGACAAACUCUUAUGUUUUCUGCCACAGUUCCAGAAGAGGUGCGUCAAGUUUGUCAUAUUGCUUUGAGAAGGGAUCAUGAAUUUAUCAAUACAGUUCCAGAGGGUACUGAGGAGACACAUUCACAGGUCCGCCAGAUGCAUUUAGUUGCCCCAUUGGACAAGCAUUUCCCUUUACUAUAUGUUCUUCUGAAGGACCACAUUGCAGAUGAUGUUGAUUAUAAGGUUCUUGUUUUCUGCACAACUGCUAUGGUCACUAGACUUGUUGCUGAACUUCUUGGUGAGUUGAACUUGAAUGUGAGAGAAAUCCAUUCAAGAAAGCCUCAGAGUUAUAGAACCAGAGUCUCUGAGGAAUUUCGGAAGUCAAAGGGUCUCAUCCUGGUUACUUCAGAUGUAUCUGCUCGUGGAGUUGAUUAUCCAGAUGUCACUCUUGUUCUACAGGUUGGGUUGCCCGCAGAUAGAGAACAAUAUAUACAUCGCUUGGGUAGAACAGGCCGAAGAGGGAAAGAAGGGCAGGGCAUACUGCUGCUGGCUCCUUGGGAAGAGUUCUUUUUAUCUACUGUAAAAGAUUUGCCUAUUGAGAAAGCUCCCGUGGUGCCUUCAGUUGAUCCUGAUACUAAGAGAAAGGUAGAAAAAGCUCUAUCCCAUGUGGAUAUGAAGAACAAAGAAGCAGCAUAUCAGGCAUGGCUUGGUUACUACAAUUCGAACAAGAAAGUGGGGCGUGACAAGUAUAGGCUAGUGGAGCUUGCAAACGAGUUUAGUCGAAGCAUGGGGCUUGAUAACCCUCCAGCUAUUGCUAAGCUGGUCCUUGGCAAGAUGGGCCUCAGGAAUAUCCCUGGUUUACGUGCCAAAUAGCUUAUUCUUUUAAUUCAAUUUCUGAUAACUUGUGAAAUAUGUAUUUUUUUAGUUAAAAUGCUCAUUCAUAGUUAAUUGUAAGUUUGGAGGCAUCAAAUUUUCAAUCACAUACAUCGUCCGUUAUGUGUU
Molecule: messenger RNA, 2288 nt
Organism: Vigna umbellata (rice bean)
Lineage: Eukaryota; Viridiplantae; Streptophyta; Magnoliopsida; Fabales; Fabaceae
Product: DEAD-box ATP-dependent RNA helicase 31-like
Molecular function (GO): nucleic acid binding; ATP binding; RNA helicase activity
Source: RefSeq, a predicted model, not a curated record